This is a messenger RNA of Fopius arisanus, 3145 nucleotides long. It is a transcript of the gene Sap130, whose product is annotated as Sin3A-associated protein 130. Gene Ontology annotation, cellular component: Sin3-type complex. Gene Ontology annotation, biological process: negative regulation of transcription by RNA polymerase II. Lineage: Eukaryota; Metazoa; Arthropoda; Insecta; Hymenoptera; Braconidae. The transcript has 3 exons. The record is from RefSeq and is a predicted model, not a curated record. Bases 322 to 2820 code for a protein of 832 amino acids.
CAUACACUUCAGUGUUUCUUUAUUAUCAUUAUUGUUACUUCCAACAAUCGUUCGUUGUCCAGCGCAUCAAAAAAAUACGAAUUUCUAUAUUAAAAAUUGGUAAAGCCCUCGAAAUUAAUCCCCAAACCGAUUGACCACCGAAUCAUCUCUAUCCGCCGAUCUCCGAACAAGUGAAAAAUGUUAUUAAAGUUCCAUACGUGAUUACAAGUGAUAUUUCAAUGUUUCAUUAUUUACUCUCACCGAUAUUUCCCCGAAAAAUUCCCCAUCUAAUGCUAAGAACGUUGAAACCGAUUAAUCGUGUUGUUAUUUUUCCCUGAGACGAUGAAUACAAGUAACAGUGGAAAUCCGGAGGGAACCGGUGACAAGAGACAGCCAGAGACUUCUCAGGUGCCCCAGCACAGUCUUACGACGAUUCAGAAUGUCCACAGGAUCCAGACAAUUCAGAAUAUCGUUCAGAGCAAUGUGCAGACGAUUCAGCCGGCCCAGAGUGUCGUGAGUACAGUGGCAUCAGCGAUCGUCGGUAAAUCCAUAUCCCUGGAUUUGAAUCCAAAAUUAUCAUUGAUGAAGUCAGUGGUGCAGAGUGGAUCAGCUGUCUCUGACGCCAACAAGAUUACGACAACCCUGUGCUCAGUGGGAUCAACAGUGAGAAUAAUAUCUCCAGGUAUGCUGAGCACUGUGGAACGUCAGAAUGCCUCACCAGGUCAGAGUCAGGGUGUCCAGGGUGUUCAGGGUGUCCAGCAGGUUGUAACGACAAUUCCCGCUACGUAUCAUGUUCCAAGAGGUCCAGCAGCUGUUGCAAACAUAUCAGCACCUAGAUCAACAGUUGCAACACCAAUAGUGAGAGCAAGUGGUGCAGCUGUUGUGCCAAUAGCAAGACCUGGAGCACCAACAACAGUGACAACAACCCAGUGGCCACCGAAGACAUCAGUGGUCUAUGCUCCACCUCAACGUCAUCCAGUUCCUCCAGUAACACGAGUGACAACACGACCACAAGCUGUUUACACAGCCCAACAAUCCCAGCUGGCACCCCAGUCACAAAUUCGUCCUGUCCAGGCAACAGUCGUCACAGCUACAGUAUCAGGAGGUGUUUCAGGUGCUCCACGAUUGCUUACACCUGUUCUCCAGUCCACGAAUACCCUCACGAGAAUACCAGUGCCCCAGGUACGUCCCACUGUUCCCCUGGUGUCCACAGGCGUUCAACCACCCAGGCAUCCAUCCCAGGGCAUCCAGUCAACGACUCAUCAGCCCACGAGAACAUUGGCGGUUCCUGCAACGACAAACAGAGUGACAGUAACAGCACCUGUGGUGGGCACAGCCAAUAGAAUCCCAGGCACAGCUUCACUGGCUGUACAACCAGCACUUGGACGUCAGUUAUCGAUAAAUCCAACACCUGGAGCCACCAAUUUUUCCAGAGUUGUCAUUCCCUCUCAGCAGAUUCAGCAAGCACCAGGUCAUCAACAGGGUCCCAGAGUUGUCCAGACUAUCACAUCACUCGCUAAUAUUGGGACAGUAUCACGAGUAAUUGCCACAACGACGUCAGGAGGAAUUUCUAAUAUGGCUAGGGUAAGCCAGUCAGCUCCAACAUCGGUUGCCAGAAUAACUGGAAUGACACUGCACUCUCUGCCCCUGACAUCCCCGAGGACAACACCAGCACCCAUGAAACCCCUGCAAGCUCAGACAAUCACUCAGACUGUUCAAAUCAAGUCCUCUGGACAGCAGACACUCAGGGUGACUCCAGCUACUCCAGUAGUUAUGACAACAACAGCAUCUACUAUUGUCACAUCAGCCCCUCCAGCAACAAUAAUUAUCAAUAAUACCAAUAGCAUCCCCAGCUCACCGAAUCAGUACCAAUAUCGUCAGGGACAGCCUGUGAGACUCCUGGUGGAGCCCUCCCACGAGGACAAUCACAGCAAACCCAACGCCUCACCUCGGCCGAGUAUCCUGAGGAAACGAGAUCACGACAGCUCUCCAGCCAAGUCGAUAGCUAAGAAUUUAGUGCCUGUUUUGACUUCCUUGGCAGCUAGGCAGUCCAUGGGGAGUCCUCCAGGUUCUCCUAGAGCGGACAGGGAGGGAAAUCACAGUUCAGGAUCCACAACUGUCUCUGCUACUAGCUCACCGGGACUUGAUGAGGAACCUGAACAGUCCAGGAUCAAUCCUCAGGGGAACUCCAUGGAGAUGAGCCCCAGAAAGAAACCCAGGAAGCAACAGCUCACUGGUGUUGAGCUCACUGAGGCCAGGUGUAAUGUCGAGGAGAUGCAGUUCAUUUGCGAAGACAAGAUCAAGAGGGAAAUCAAGGAGGAGAGGAGGGAUAAAUUUGAGAGGGAGGGACAGACUGUUCUGGUCAGGGGUAGACCAACUCCCAGCCUCAUUGGUAAGGAUUCCUCUUGGAAGAACAGGUGGGGAGGCAGGCUUCAUCAUUACAGGAGACCUGGGGAUGUCAGGCCCAAGGAGGAGAGAAGACCCACUGUCGCUGAAAUUGCUCAGCAAAAAUUCGUACUCCAGAAGAUCAAUGGAUGGAAGGUCUAUCAACUCACUGCGCAAAUGGAGGAUCUUGCUCAGUUGGAAAAACAAGUCCAUGAGAAGCUGAAAUCCACUCUCCUGAUGCUAGAGUCCCAGCAGCCGACGAAAAAUCGUCAGGACGACGGGAUCGAGCGUGCGAAUGAAUUAAUCAAAGGGAAUAUGCAGAGAAGUAGCUUAAUAAGUGAAGGUAUGAGUGAAGCUAGGACCCAACUGAUCGCUAUUUUUCAACACAAGGAUCACGUGAGUGAUAUACUUCAACGUUGUGGCAACAAACGAUCGCAGAAAAAACGGGACAAGUGAAUAAAAUGGAAAUUCAGUGCAUUCUCUCAUCUCCAGGAAGUCUGACUUCAAGGAGUGGGAGAUUAAAUGUUUAUAUCUUUCAAUGUUUUUUAAAUCUUGCAGAGGAUAGAUUAUAUUGGAUUAAUACAGAAUGUUUUUCAGCAUCCUGUGGUUUUAUUGUCCUAUUAUCUAUCCUUUAAUGUAAUUAAUUAUUUGUUUGUAAUAACGAAGAUUUUUCCUAAAAUCAGAAAACGCGAAUUAUCUUGUUGAUAAAUACCUGCAAAUAUCGCAGAAACUAUUAGACUUAUCGAAAAACGUCAGAAAGAUUUUUUGUAAAAAAAUGAAU